UGCUAGGUGAGCGCUCGGAGAUGGUGCAGGACCGACUGCCGCUUAUCGUGGGCUCAGCGCUUGGUGGUCUAGCCUUCUUGGUAAUUGCUGCCAUUGCCAUCCUUGCUAUCAUCUUCAAGAGUAAAAGGCGAGAGACUCCAUACACAGACCGCCUGCAGCAGUAUAUCAGUGCACGAGGACUUGGAGUGAAGUACUACAUUGAUCCUUCAACCUAUGAAGAUCCCAAUGAAGCUAUUCGAGAAUUUGCCAAGGAGAUUGAUGUGUCCUUCAUCAAGAUUGAGGAGGUCAUUGGAUCAGGAGAAUUCGGAGAGGUGUGCUUUGGGCGCCUAAAACAUCCAGGGAAGCGUGAAUACACAGUAGCUAUUAAGACCCUGAAGUCAGGAUACACAGAUGAACAGCGGCGGGAAUUCCUGAGUGAGGCCAGCAUCAUGGGGCAAUUUGAGCAUCCCAAUGUCAUCCAUCUGGAGGGUGUGGUCACCAAGAGCCGACCAGUCAUGAUUGUGACAGAGUUCAUGGAGAAUGGAUCACUGGAUUCCUUCCUCAGGCAGAAGGAGGGACAGUUCAGUGUGUUACAGCUGGUGGGAAUGCUACGGGGGAUUGCAGCUGGCAUGCGCUACCUUUCAGACAUGAACUACGUGCAUCGUGACCUGGCAGCACGUAACAUAUUAGUCAACAGUAACCUUGUGUGCAAGGUGUCAGACUUCGGUUUGUCCCGUUUUCUGGAGGAUGAUGCUUCAAAUCCCACCUAUACUGGAGCUCUGGGCUGCAAAAUCCCCAUCCGUUGGACUGCCCCUGAAGCUGUCCAGUAUCGCAAGUUCACCUCCUCCAGUGAUGUCUGGAGCUAUGGCAUUGUCAUGUGGGAGGUGAUGUCCUAUGGGGAGAGGCCUUACUGGGACAUGUCCAAUCAGGAUGUAAUUAAUGCCAUUGACCAGGACUAUCGCCUGCCACCACCCCAGGACUGCCCAACUGUUUUGCACCUGCUGAUGCUUGACUGCUGGCAGAAGGAGCGGGUCCAGAGACCCAAAUUUGAGCAAAUAGUCAGCGCCCUAGAUAAAAUGAUCCGCAAGCCAUCUGUCCUCAAAGCCACUGGCACUGGGAGCAGCAGACCAUCUCAGCCUCUUCUGAGCAACUGUCCUCCAGAUUUCCCUUCACUCAGCAAUGCCCACGAGUGGUUGGAUGCUAUAAAGAUGGGCCGUUACAAGGAGAAUUUUGACCAGGCUGGUCUGAUUACGUUUGAUGUCAUAUCACGCAUGACUCUGGAAGAUAUCCAACGUAUUGGCAUCACCCUUGUUGGUCACCAGAAAAAGAUUUUAGACAGCAUCCAGCUCAUGCAAGUCCAUUUGAAUCAGCUUGAACCAGUUGAAGUGUGAUGUUUACUGAUUCCACGAGUCUCAAAGUCUGGAAGGGUCUUGGGGCUAUUCAGAGGGAUUUUCACAGAGAUAUCUCUAUGCUACUUGAAGACUUCAUGCACCCAGAGAGUGCACACUACAUGUUCUGUUCCGUGAACAAAAACAAAGCCUUGCCAUGAUUUGAAAACAGAACUAAAUAACUGGUGCUAUUUAAAUGUGGCUGACAUCAUACACUGGGAAUGGGUUCAUGAGGGAAAGUUAUAAUAACUUGGGGAGGAGAUGGAAUAAUAGCUUGGACACAUCACAAGCACCCGUUGCCAUUUCUU
This is a messenger RNA of Eurypyga helias (sunbittern), 1675 nucleotides long. RefSeq names its product ephrin type-B receptor 5. Gene Ontology annotation, biological process: protein phosphorylation; central nervous system projection neuron axonogenesis; axon guidance. The record is from RefSeq and is a predicted model, not a curated record. The coding region runs from base 21 to 1370 and encodes 449 amino acids. Gene Ontology annotation, molecular function: ATP binding; transmembrane-ephrin receptor activity; protein binding. Gene Ontology annotation, cellular component: neuron projection. The transcript has 9 exons. NCBI's taxonomy places the organism in Eukaryota, Metazoa, Chordata, Aves, Eurypygiformes, Eurypygidae.